GAAAGUUAUAGGACUAUCGAAACAGGGACUCAGCUUUGUAAGACCAAUUCCAAAACACCACCAGCGCUUUUUUAGUUUCAGAGAUGAACAUAGAUGGGGAGCGCAUGUCCUCCGGUAACGGGAAACUUCGCCAAUGGUUAAUCGAGCAGGUGGAUACGGGCAAGUACCCUGGGCUCGUGUGGGAGAAUGAUGAGAAGAGCAUCUUCCGUAUCCCCUGGAAGCACGCGGGCAAACAGGACUACAAUCGAGAUGAGGAUGCGGCUCUCUUUAAGGCCUGGGCUCUUUUUAAAGGCAAGUACCGAGAAGGCAUUGACAAGCCUGACCCACCCACGUGGAAGACGCGCCUCCGUUGCGCGCUGAAUAAAAGCACUGACUUUGAGGAGAUAGUGGAACGCAGUCAGCUGGACAUCUCUGAACCAUACAAGGUUUACCGGAUUAUCCCAGAGGACGCAAAGAAAGGCUCCAGGCCUUUGGGGGAGGCAGGGGUGCAUUUGACAUCCCCCCAGUACCAGCUGCACCCCACAUACGCUCCUCCACAGAACCAGCUGGGUAGUUACGUUCCCGGUCAGGAGUAUGGCUGGAGGGGCCACCCAUGUGAAGAGCCUCCACAUGCGGACUACAGCAACACGCCCUACAGCCCAGCACACACACCCUGGGAGAACGGUUACCAGUUCAGUGGUUCCUUCUUCAGCUGCGGCCCCUCAGAGGUGCUGCCCACACACUUCGGCUUUCCCCAGCCGGGCUUCAGAGCCGCCGACGCCAUAUCAGACCAUCGGCUGGUGGUGAGUGUGUUCUACGGCGGCAGUCUGGUGUCGGAGGUGACGGUGCUGAGAGCAGAGGGGUGUGUCCUCACGCCAACGUCUAACGGACACGCCUUCCAGCCAACCAGCGGACCAGAGGUGGUGCCCCUCCCACAGAAGGCGGGGUUUGAGGGUGGAGUCCACCUCUGGGUGGGGGCCGGGGGCCUGUACGCCCGCCCCUUCGGUUCCGGCGAUGCAUUCUGGGAAGGGGGCCAUGCGCCGCACACGGACAAGGCCAACAGGAUGGAGAGGGAUCAAGUCAACAAGCUGAUGGACUACCAUGCUUUACUCACAGAGCUGCAGGGGUUCUCUCUGCAUUCCCACUCUCUGCCUCGCUUCCCCGUCAUCUUGUCCUUUGGAGACGACACAGACAACGAAAUACAGAGAAGAAGCCUGACUGUACAGGUGGAACCUCUGUUUGCCAGACAACUUUUCUACCUCAGUCAACCCGCCGGAAACUACAUCAGAAGCCAUGACUUCUACACACACACACACGCUCACGUGCCCACACACACAAGCCCGACUGAGCUGUCGCCUCCCAUCUCACAGGACUAUGCCAGAGUCGCCACACACCCACACGCCAGUGCCUUGCCAGAGUGACUCCCUUGAGAGUGUGUGUGUAUGUGUUCGCGUGUGUUUUUCACUGGAUGCGUAUGUACAGUAUGUUUGUGUGUACUUGUUCAAAUGGCAGCUUAGCCUCUUGCUGUUCACCACUCCAUCUGUGGAAAGCUGAACACUGAAAAGCCGGCCACUGAAAAAGCUUGAACUCAUUAAGACACAGCGUUAUAAAUUAGCUGUUAUCAGAAUGGCCAUGACGCAAGUCGUAGUGCAUUACUAAAGGCCCUGUGUGAUGUCAUAGUGGUGUAGUACUAGGCCUAGUUUAUUUUUAAAUGACUAUCACAGUGUUCC
Engraulis encrasicolus (European anchovy) is the source of this 1709-nucleotide messenger RNA. RefSeq names its product interferon regulatory factor 4-like. Lineage: Eukaryota; Metazoa; Chordata; Actinopteri; Clupeiformes; Engraulidae. The transcript has 9 exons. Gene Ontology annotation, molecular function: RNA polymerase II cis-regulatory region sequence-specific DNA binding; DNA-binding transcription factor activity, RNA polymerase II-specific; protein binding. Gene Ontology annotation, cellular component: nucleus. The record is from RefSeq and is a predicted model, not a curated record. Gene Ontology annotation, biological process: immune system process; regulation of transcription by RNA polymerase II. The coding region runs from base 84 to 1400 and encodes 438 amino acids.